This is a messenger RNA of Thermothielavioides terrestris NRRL 8126, 1194 nucleotides long. RefSeq lists its product as uncharacterized. NCBI's taxonomy places the organism in Eukaryota, Fungi, Ascomycota, Sordariomycetes, Sordariales, Chaetomiaceae. The transcript is spliced from 2 exons. The coding region runs from base 1 to 1194 and encodes 397 amino acids. The record is from RefSeq and is a predicted model, not a curated record. Gene Ontology annotation, biological process: transmembrane transport. Gene Ontology annotation, cellular component: mitochondrial inner membrane.
AUGAGCCAUGCCUCCAUGCCGGGGGCCUCGAUGCCACAUCAACCACGAGAGGCUGGCGAUGUUCCUCGCGCGAUAGUGGUCCCGAGAAAGGAGCCCGCCGUCUGUCCGACGGACGACGAGGCGCGAGUUCCGCGCAAGGCGGUGCAGGACAAGCGCAGUUUCGAUUAUGUGUGGAGGUCUGGCGUGGCAGGAGGCGUAGCGGGCUGCGCGGCGAAAACGGUCGUUGCGCCGCUCGAUCGAGUGAAGAUUCUGUUCCAGUCUCGCAAUCCGCACUUCGUCAAGUACGCAGGGUCGUGGCGUGGCGUGGGCGCAGCAAUCACGGAGAUCUACCAUCAGGAUGGGCCGGUGGGGCUGUUCCGGGGGCACUCGGCCACGCUGUUGAGGAUAUUUCCGUAUGCGGCGAUCAAGUUCCUGGCAUACGAGCAAAUCCGUGCCAUCGUCAUUCCCCGAAAGGACAAGGAAACUCCGUUCCGACGGCUCAUCAGCGGUUCUCUGGCGGGCGUGACGUCGGUCUUCUUCACCUACCCCCUCGAGGUUCUCAGGGUGCGACUUGCCUUCGAGACGAAGAAGGACCACCGGUCGUCUCUGCGGUCAAUAUGCAAGCAAAUAUAUCACGAACGGCAGUACCAAAAGCCACCCACGACUGCGGCGACGGUAGCAGCUGAGCUAGCCGGUGCGCCGUCGGCCCGAGCUGCUGCGACAACAAUCGCCACGGCCGCGCCGGCCCUCGCCCCGAGGUUUGGGCUAGUGAACUUCUACCGCGGCUUCACGCCGACGCUCCUAGGCAUGCUUCCCUACGCCGGCAUGUCCUUCCUCACGCAUGAUACGGUGGGCGACCUACUGCGGCUCCCGAUCAUCGCCCAGUACACGACCAUGCCCAAGCCGGCCAACUCUUCGCCGAGCAAGCCGGCGCCGCUCCGGUCGUGGGCCGAGCUCUUUGCGGGCGGCGUUGCGGGUCUCGUCUCGCAGACGGCGUCGUACCCCCUGGAGGUGAUCCGGCGGCGGAUGCAAGUCGGCGGCGCGGUCGGCGACGGCCACCGGCUGCGCAUCGGCGAGACGGCCAGGCUGAUCAUGCGGGAGCGCGGCUUUAGGGGCUUCUUCGUCGGGCUGACCAUCGGCUACGCCAAGGUGGUGCCCAUGGCGGCGGCGAGCUUUUACACGUACGAGAGGUUAAAGAUGUGGUUUGGCAUCUAA